CAGGGUGCCCUCCCUCUGGGUGAGAGGAAUGUGACCUGAAAACAUAUGCCUUAUCUCCAGACAAUGGAACCUAGGACCAUUGGGAAAUGAAACUGAGAGAGAGAGAGAGAGAGAGACCUUGAGAAGCUGGCUAAAUCUCCAGAUUCUCAUAACAAACUGACACCUGUGGAUUGAUUGGAUUUCAACCAGACAGUUGGACUUGGGUGAGGGGUAGGAGUCCUGAAUUUCCUUUUUUAUGUAAUCCUUUACGUGCUAAAUCUUUAGACCUUGCUUUGCUCUCUUGUGAUCACUAACUCAAUAAAAAGUUCCUUCUGGGACAAUGCCUGUUUCAAGAGUUCUGCUUUCUUGGGAGAUCUAGUUGAGGCAGGUCAAUGUCUUGCAUGCGCAUCUAAUAUUUGGCUAAAUGUUAUGUGCUCCUAAAGUGUCUUGUAAGGAAAGAACCCUCAGAGGGAUUUAAGGCAUGAUUUAAUUAAUCCUGAAUUCCAUUCUGUCUCAUGCAUCACUAUAUGGGAAAACAUAUGUACAAAACCAAUCACUUUAUUUGGAGAGAAGUCUUGUGGCGUCUGAAAGGGGCAGCCAUUAGUAAUAAAAAUACACGAGAGGCAAACGCGAUUCUAGGUCAUGUACAUCUAAGAAACUUCCAUUCAUUAUUGAAGCUGCUCGUUUCUCUUCGAAUAGCAACCCAGCUUCAGGCUUGAUGUUCCAGCUUUAUUCCACCAGCCGCCUUUUGAAGCCUUUGUUUUCCUCUGAAGAAGCGACCAGCUGCUCCCAGCAGCUUGAACCAAGCCCUCUUGUUCAGUUGAUGCUUCUGCCCGCAAUAUCGUCGCCGAAUCGGAUUCGCCGAAACGUGCACUCAGCUUCGCGCACAGAAGGAAUGAGGUGUACAGCAGGGAGUGCGGAGCACCUGUCUUCCAGUCCCGGACCAGCCACCUCGAGAAGAACCGGCGAGAAGCAGCACAGCGGCAGGAGGGGAGCGCUUGCCUGGCUUGGUCAGAUCGCGAGGGUGAGAGCAAUAGACUCAGCCCAAUCUUGUCCCCCCCCCCCCCGCGUCAGCAUGAUUUUUUUCAUUUAAAAAGAAGACGAGUAAGAGGUGUCCGUGUCCUUUCCCCUUUUUAUCGAUCCAAUACUAUAUCAGACAAACGCAAAGCAAGAGGAGCCAGAUUGCUAGAAGAGAAAGUUAAUGCAAAGAGGCGAUUCUGCUAUAAGGUGGAGGGACGUUCCACGAAGUCGUUGCAAAUUUCAGGCAAGCGAGCUAAGAAAAUGAAAUCGGACGGGGUGGAGAAUGGAAGAAACACUUAACCGAUGGCGGAGACCCGUCUUUCCUGAGUUUUGCAAUGUUGCAGAGACCGUGUUCCUUCAAACCAUCAAAUAUGGAUUAAUUGGCAACAAAGGCUCCCUCAAGGUUACAAUUCUUCAUCGUACGUUCGUUGUCAGGGCUGGACUCUCUUUUGUUCUUUCUGCUAACUGAUAUAAGUUAAAAUACUUUGUCUAAAUAUCCUCUUCCCCUCCAUUCUCGCAUAAUAGCAAGUCAGGGCAAAUUUCAACAGGAAAAAAAAGAUUCUUUCUGAUAACAUCUACACUCAUAAACAACUUUCUCAAGGUCAGGUAUACAGUUGUAGGGACCAAUAGGAGCAGUUCUCCAGUUUUGCUACACGCCCCGCCCAGAGACCCUUUCGGUGACUGCAGGGUGAGGAGAGGGAGGAGGAGGGGCUUGCCCAAAGCCGGCCCUCCACCUGAGCUCCCCUGCCUUCGCCUUAAUUGCACGACAAUUGCCGCAAGUAGCAGAGUUAAGGGUUACAUGGGGAGCCUCGCAUGUCCGACAAGGGCUGCUGUGAUCAAAACUUAACUUGAACCCGGGGAGAGUGAGUACAGCUACAGAAGGCCUAACUAAGCUCUGCUCAGAUCAUGUGGUUGAAUCAAGGCUUAGAAUGUGCUGUGGAGAUGGGGUCCAAUUAUUCCAAGUUAUAUGAGAAUAAUUUUGAUUAUGAGAGCCAAGAACGACAACAACUGAUUCUGAGGGAUCUCUGUACUUCAACAAUUCCAUUUCCAGAGACCCGCUGUAAGAACACCUCUUCUUUUUCAGUGGCCCUCUUGGCGAUUGUCUGGGCCUUUAACACCAGUGGAGUUCUGCUCAGUUUUUUCCUCAUCGUCUUCACAAUUCGAUUCAGAAAAAAUAGGAUUGUGAAAAUGUCUAGUCCAAACUUGAAUGUUGUGACUCUCCUGGGCAGUGGCUUGAUUUACGGCAGUGUGUAUCUCUUUGGAAUUGAAAAACAGAAUCCACUGAGCAGACCAUCCUUAGAGAUGCUGAUUCAAGUGAGAAUUUGUAUAUUGUACAUAAGUGGUUCCUUGGUUUUGGGCCCUAUCCUGGGAAAGAGUUGGCGUUUAUACAGAGUGUUCACUCAAAAGGUACCAGACAAAAGAGUGAUUAUCAAAGAUUUUCAGCUGCUGGUAAUGUUAUUACUGUUAGUUCUGGCUGAUAUUAUCCUGCUCUUCAUAUGGAUCUCCUUGGACCCAGUCCAGUGUCUCCAAAAUCUUAAUGUAGAUGUGAAGGUCACUGACAAAGGAUUGAGUUACACACUGAGUUAUGGAUACGUCUGUAAAUCGCUCUAUUCUGAAUUUUGGUUUAUUCUUCUUCUGGGAUUUAAGGGAAUCCUACUGAUAUAUGGAAUUUACCUUGCAGGUCUAACAGAUAAUCUCAGUUGCCCACCAGUUAAUCAGUCCCUGACACUCAUAAGUGCAGUAGCCAUUAUUUUCCUCUUUAUUGGAAUUAUGCUGGUGGUUAAUAGUUUUUUCUAUUUGUGGCACAAUCUGAUAUAUGGAUUAACUUCAGGAGGAAUCUUUGUCUGUAUGUCUUCAAUAAAUUGUUUGAUCUUUAUCCCACAGCAGAUCAGACAGUGGAAGACUUUUGAAAAACAAGAAGUUGAUACCAGCAACAUGGCCAAAUAUUUUACAGGUUCCAACAAGAAUUUCCAUUCUACAAUGUAUAGUGAUGAAGAGAUAUACCAGCUGCUCGGCGAAAAAAAUACUAUGGCGCAGCAGCUUACAGAGAAAGAUACAGCAAUUGCAAAUCUUCAAGAACAAAUGAACACUGUUAAGGAGAAGUUGAUGAGACUGGUGGCUAUAGAGCAGGGGUCUCCAACCCCAGGUCCGUGGAUCAGUACCAGACCGCGGCAUGCCACAACCGAUCCGCACAAACAAGCAAAGCCCCAUCUGCAGGAUGCAGGCAGCACACAAAACCAUGCCCCCUCCGGUCUGUGGAAAAAACUCUCUCCACAUAAUCGAUCCCUGGUGCCCAAAAGAUUGGGGACCUCUGCUAUAGAGGAUAACCACAGUGUUGUUGGUUCUCCAUUUCUUUCUAUGUCCCAUUUAUUGCCUUCUCAUUCUACAGCUAAUUUUUCUUCAAUGGCAACUGAAAAUCUACCAUUUUCAUUUAGCCAGGAGCUGAAACCAUUGCAGAAUUCUAAGCUCUCAAAUUCACAAUACUUAGCAGGAUUACUUAGUAAAAAAAGGUCUAUUGAUGACCUAGAACAUACAGAUCAAGAGAAUAUAUCAUUAGACAUUACUGCUAAGUGUAAACUAGUGAAUAAGAAGAAUUCAGGUGCUAAGUAUGAUGAAGAUCAAUGGUUUUCCCAAUCCAGCACUUUACUUACUAGGGAGAAGCUACAUGAACACAGUUUCAGCACACUGAGCAAAGGAGCAAGGCAACAACAUUUUUCAGCACUGAACCAAAAGCAAAGCCCAGAAGUAAGUUCUCCAAGCAAUAAAAAAAUUCAAAAAAUCUUGCAGGACCUGAGUGAGAAUCACAUUACUAUAACACAGCCAUUUUCCAGGGAACUCAAGUACAAUUAUGAAAGGAGAAUGAUAUUGCAACCGAAGAAGAUUGGAAAGAAAGUCCCCUUCAAUUUUUCUAGUUCCAUGGCCUCCAGUAUUCAGUGUGGUGUGAAUAAAUCAGCCAGCAGAAUGCAAAGAAUGAGCAGAUUAAUAGAAUACCCUUCUUCAGCACCAAGAAGCACCGAGGAUGGAGAUUCUUUGCAUCAGCUUCCACCUUUGCCAUCACUGAUGCUUAAGAACUCACUGCAAACUAAGCCUGACAGUGGGUUUGGAUCAUUAUACAAUGAAGGCUAUGGCUUGCUGCUAGACAAUCAUCUAGUAGGGAACUAUGCAUCCACAUUGUAUCCCACAAACAUGAGGAAUUUUCAUUAUCAGCAGAAAGAUUUUCUGACAAGAGCUAUUCCAGGUCUUUCUCCCUUGCAGCAUUUUUACUUUGAUUCUGGCAGCAGUUCUUCUGGUGAGAGAGCCUAUUGUCACCAAACACAGGCUUGUGAAAUUUGCCAUUGCAGUCUCUCUUCUUCUAGUGACAGCUGCAUGAUUGACACAGAUCCUGAAUAUAGUACAUUAGAUUAUGCAAGACGUUAUAGCAAAGCUAAACAAAUUGUGAAUUUCAAUGAAGAUUUGGAACCCACUUAUGUAUAAAAAUUUGAAGUUAUUAUACAUUUGGUUUUUGGUAGUAAAUGAGAAUAUUCUCAAAAGCAUGGCUUCUCCUGUAAGUUGUUUGAGCCUAUAAAAAAUAAGUUACAUAGAAACCCAGGUAAUAUAUUUUCUAUAGAAUAAUACCAAUUUCAUUUGUGAUUUACUAGACCUCUUCCAAAAAAUUCAGUAUCUAUCUAUCCACCCAUUCAUUUAUUACUUUUUUCUAAUGCCUGUGCAUAAGGAAGAAGCAUGUUUGUGAGCAAACUCAAAUUACUCUCAGUGUGUUAAUUACCAGAAACAAGCUUGGUUUAUCAAGAAGUCUUUCAUGACUAAUUAGAGAUAGGUAUCCUGAACAGCUAUAAGGAACAUUUCUGGAUCUACUUUUCAGUCUUUUGAUUAAA
Messenger RNA from Crotalus tigris (Tiger rattlesnake), 4871 nucleotides. RefSeq names its product G protein-coupled receptor 156 (gene GPR156). Gene Ontology annotation, biological process: gamma-aminobutyric acid signaling pathway; G protein-coupled receptor signaling pathway. Gene Ontology annotation, molecular function: G protein-coupled GABA receptor activity. NCBI's taxonomy places the organism in Eukaryota, Metazoa, Chordata, Lepidosauria, Squamata, Viperidae. The transcript has 10 exons. Gene Ontology annotation, cellular component: membrane; G protein-coupled receptor heterodimeric complex. Bases 1906 to 4473 code for a protein of 855 amino acids. The record is from RefSeq and is a predicted model, not a curated record.